AUGUCAAUGCAACGCAUUGUUCGCGUCGGCAGUGCGCUGGCCAAGGCGGCGGCGCCUCCGGCUGGAUCGAGGCGAUUUUCCCAAUUCAUUGGUGGGGGCGUAGAUACCUCGAGCAACACUGUGACGUCGCGAACCAACGAAUCCAUCGUGUUCCAGUCCAAUUCCACGUGGCCUUGGUACGCUGGCAAGGGAGCUGCCAUCCAGGUGUAUGCAGCGGCGGCAUUCACGGCUCAAAUCUUGUAUACACUACCGGAUGGUGCGACCAACUUAGAGAUCUUCGCAUCGGCUGGGCCAAUGGUCAGUGCUUCAGCAUUUCUCUUCUACGGCACCAAGUACUUGUGCGAGCGAGUUGUGAAGUCGGUGGCGGUGUGCCGCACCAUCGGGCAACGUGAUGAGUUUAUGAAGGUCACGGUCGACGGCGUCUUUGUCCCCAAGUCGUUCCACGUACUUCCUCGCGACGUGAAGCUCCUUUCGAAGGACGAAAGUGGAAUGUACACUUUCAAAAUUCAGCGCACGACGUUUUGGUUGGACUCGUCAAAGGCGGCGAAGCUGGAGGCCAAGAGCCUCGAUAUUUUGCUCAGUGGCAAACCGCUGCUAGUGCGCCACGACAAGCAGUCCAAGCAACUUCGUCGUGCCAAGUAGAAGCUCCAUAAACAAACGUUUUCACUGCCUCAACACUCUUUUAUUCGU
This is a messenger RNA of Aphanomyces invadans, 690 nucleotides long. RefSeq lists its product as hypothetical. NCBI's taxonomy places the organism in Eukaryota, Oomycota, Saprolegniomycetes, Saprolegniales, Verrucalvaceae. The coding region runs from base 1 to 642 and encodes 213 amino acids. The transcript is spliced from 6 exons. The record is from RefSeq and is a predicted model, not a curated record.